CAUAUCUCAGUUCCUCGAUCAUUUCUCACGCCUGCUAAUAUAUACCUAAAGAAACUCAUUUUUCCAUACCGAUAACCUGCAUUCAUAUAUACAUAACUCAUUCUUGGGAAGUGAAGUCAAAGAAACCUUCGACGAUGGAACCUGACUACUUCGGGGAUGAGCAAGACGAGAAAGACUUUGAAGCUGAAAUCCCCCUCGAUGAGGAAGAGGAAGAGGAAGCACAGAGGACUACUGUUUCUGAAAAUCUAAGCACAGAAGAGGAGCUGGAGAACGUGAAGAAGAAGCUUAAGGAGAUUGAAGAAGAGACUGGCAACCUCCGCCAAAAGAGUGCCCUAAUUGAGAAGGAAAUUGGGGGUGCUGCUGAAGGUCAUGAAAAUUCAACUGGUGCUUCUGAUGAUGGUCAGUCUGAAAAAGAGGAGGUGGAUUCCCGUUCAAUCUAUGUUGGAAAUGUGGACUAUGAAUGUACUCCUGAGGAAGUCCAGCAACAUUUCCUGUCCUGUGGUACAGUGAAUCGUGUGACAAUACUGACAGAUCAAUUUGGUCAACCCAAAGGAUUUGCUUAUGUGGAGUUUGUCGAAACUGAAGCUGUUCAAAAUGCUCUCAUGCUAAAUGAAUCGGAGUUGCAUGGUCGUCCAAUUAAGGUAAUGCGUAAGCGGACUAAUAUCCCUGGAAUGAAACAGCACAGAGGAAGGCCGUCAUUCAGGAGGGGUUUCACGCCAGGCCCACUUUCCCACCAGUCAUAUAGUUAUGGGAGGGUUCCGAGGUAUAGGCGUCCAACGCGCUAUAGUCCAUACUGACGGACGUCCCCGAAUUGAUGACAUGCUUUUUUACCGGGCCUUGAUUGAAAGAAGCAUUGACAUUUUCUGGCUCAUGGCGGUCACAAUUUUGUAUUUCUUAUGCAGGACUUCGUUUUUAGCGACUUCUAGCAGCAUGCAAUGGUAGCAGGGAAACUUCAAUUAAUAUCUGAAACAUACAUGUAGCUCGCAGGUUGUUUUGGUGUUAUGUAGGUGACAAAUUAUAGGACAACAAUAGUAUGUUGUAAUCAACUGAUAAAAAUGUUGUUUCAAGUUAGUCCGAGGUGACCUCAGGCCUCGUACUAGCAACUUUCGAGCCCUUGUUUGUACUUUGUAGGCAUUGUUCAAAUUGACUCUAUUGGAGAUGCUUUAGACUAGCUGUGGGUUAAUUCCAUAAUCCCAUUAGUGCUUUGAAGGAAAUAUUUGAAUGAUUACUCUGCAGUUAUUUCUGGUUA
Coffea arabica (coffee) is the source of this 1249-nucleotide messenger RNA. RefSeq names its product polyadenylate-binding protein 1-like. Gene Ontology annotation, molecular function: poly(A) binding. Lineage: Eukaryota; Viridiplantae; Streptophyta; Magnoliopsida; Gentianales; Rubiaceae. The record is from RefSeq and is a predicted model, not a curated record.